UUCCAUCAUGAAGUUCGUCGUAUUCUUGGCUAUCUGCUUGGCCUUGGUGGCUUGUUUGGUGCAGGCUCAGCCCGUUCCUGAAGAGGACCAAAAUCCAGCGGAUCGUCCUCUGGUUUAUCAGGAUGUUCACGAGGAGGUCCAGCACAGUCGCCAGAAGCGGGCCACCUGCGAUCUUCUGUCGAAGUGGAACUGGAACCACACCGCCUGUGCCGCCCACUGUAUUGCCAAGCGAUUCAAAGGAGGCUACUGCAGCGACAAGGCCGUCUGCGUGUGCCGUAAUUGAUUUAGUUUGGAUGCAGACAGCUAACAGGCAAAGCAUUCACAUCCUUAAAUGUAUAAAGAUGGGAACAUUAAAUUAUUACAAAUUGUACUUAUUUCUUAAUUUCACUAAAUUAAAAAUAAAAAAAAACGGUUGAACUUUAAA
This is a messenger RNA of Drosophila takahashii, 424 nucleotides long. Its product is annotated as defensin-like. Lineage: Eukaryota; Metazoa; Arthropoda; Insecta; Diptera; Drosophilidae. Gene Ontology annotation, biological process: humoral immune response; defense response to bacterium. The record is from RefSeq and is a predicted model, not a curated record.